Gallus gallus (chicken) is the source of this 9711-nucleotide messenger RNA. It is a transcript of the gene SHANK2, whose product is annotated as SH3 and multiple ankyrin repeat domains 2. The record is from RefSeq and is a predicted model, not a curated record. Gene Ontology annotation, molecular function: ionotropic glutamate receptor binding; synaptic receptor adaptor activity. Bases 468 to 6134 code for a protein of 1888 amino acids. Gene Ontology annotation, cellular component: postsynaptic membrane; postsynaptic density; dendritic spine. The transcript is spliced from 29 exons. Lineage: Eukaryota; Metazoa; Chordata; Aves; Galliformes; Phasianidae.
GCCCAGCCCGGCCGGCAGUGAGGCGUGAGGGGAGAGCCGCCGCCGAGCCCUGCCGCCCCGUCGCUCGCCACAGGUAGGCACGGCCCGGGGGCGGAGGGAUGCGGGCGUUACCUGCCCGGCUCUGAGCACGCGGAGGCAGGUGUGUGUGGGGGGGGGGGAGAAGCGAGCCCCUCGACUUUUGCAGGGGAAUUUCUUGUGCGGGAGGCGGGUCGGGGCGGGGGGGCUGCAGCGAUCAGCAAAACUCCAGCUCCCUCCGUGGGAAACUGGGAGCUCCUCUGCAACCGCUGGCACAGAUGGAGUAGGGGACGGCAAGCCCUGCAAUGGCUUCACCAGUUUCCCUGCCCGUGCACUGAGAACUAUCAGGAGAAGCAGCCUACAGACUUGCAAAUUGCCCCACCACCCUGAGCGUGAGGAAUCUGAGAUGAGAAUAGCUAGAUGCUGAUGAUCUUUGACACAGUUGCUCUCUUAUGUAUGCUGACAGGGUAAAAAGCUUGAACAUGCCUCGUAGCCCAACAUCAAGCGAAGAUGAAAUGGCACAAAGCUAUUCCGACUAUUCUGUUGAGUCUGAAUCUGACAGUUCCAAAGAAGAAACUAUUUAUGACACAAUCAGAGCAACUGCAGAAAGGCCAAGCAGCAGAAUGGAUGACAGUCAGAGCAACACUCUGGUGAUUCGAAUUAUAAUACCUGAUCUACAGCAAACGAAAUGCAUUAGAUUUAACCCAGAAGCUUCAGUGUGGGUUGCAAAGCAACGAAUUUUGUGCACUUUGAAUCAGAGUUUGAAAGAUGUCCUGAAUUAUGGAUUGUUCCAGCCAGCAAGCAAUGGUAGAGAUGGAAAGUUCUUGGAUGAGGAACGACUUCUCAGGGAAUACCCACAGCCGGUGAAUAAAGGAGUUCCUUCCCUAGAGUUUCGAUACAAGAAAAGAGUGUACAAACAGUUCAAUCUUGAUGAAAAACAGCUGGCCAAACUUCAUACAAAGGCUAACUUGAGAAAAUUCAUGGAUCAUGUCCACCAUCUCUCAGUGGAAAAAAUCACAAAAAUGUUGGACCGAGGACUGGACCCUAACUAUCAUGACCUAGAAAGUGGAGAAACACCACUAACUUUGGCAGCUCAACUUGACAAUACAGUAGAAGUGAUAAAAGCUCUGAAAAAUGGAGGAGCGCAUUUAGACUUCAGAGCCAAAGAUGGAAUGACAGCUCUGCACAAAGCAGCCAGAGCCAAAAACCAAGUAACCCUCAAGACUCUUUUAGAGCUUGGAGCAUCUCCUAACUACAAAGACAGCUGUGGCCUGACACCGCUGUACCACACUGCUGUUGUGGGGGGGGAUCCUUACUGCUGUGAACUGCUUCUUCAUGAACACGCUACAGUUAGCUGCAAAGAUGAAAAUGGAUGGCAAGAAAUUCAUCAGGCUUGCCGAUAUGGACAUGUCCAACAUCUGGAGCACCUCCUCUUCUAUGGUGCCGACAUGUGCGCACAGAACGCAUCGGGAAACACAGCACUGCACAUCUGUGCCCUUUACAACCAGGAGAGCUGUGCCAGGGUGCUGCUAUUCCGGGGAGCAAACAAGGAGAUUAAGAAUUACAACAGCCAGUCUCCGUUUCAGGUGGCUAUAAUAGCAGGAAAUUUUGAGCUUGCUGAAUAUAUCAAGAAUCACAGGGAAGCUGAUAUUGGAUCCUGCUUCUCAUAUCCAAGUAGAAGUCCUCGGAAUCUGUUGCUAUCAGUGCCCUUUAGGGAGGCUCCUACCUACUCAAACAGAAGGCGGAGACCCCCAAGCACCUUAGCAGCACCACGUAUCUUGCUUCGUUCCAACAGCGACAACAACCUGAACAUCAACAAUAUCCCCGAGUGGUCAGCCUCCUCUUCUGCGUCUUCCCACCGCAGCCUUUCACCUCAUCUACUUCAACAGAUGCAGAAUAAUCCUAAUGGAACUGUAAAAACUGUGGGGAGCUACACUCCAUCCUCCCGGAGCCGGUCACCGUCCCUAAACAGGUUGGGAGAGGAUGGCAAACGGCAGCAGCACCGGCACAUCAGUGCUGUUUACAAUCCUAGUGCCAACAAGGAUACUCUGUCUGCCUUGGAUUACCAGGGUCCAAAACGCAAGCUUUACAGUGCUGUACCUGGAAGACUUUUUAUUGUCGUAAAGCCAUAUCAACCUCAAGGAGAAGGGGAAAUUCAUCUGCACAAAGGAGACAGAGUAAAAGUUUUAAGCAUUGGUGAAGGUGGAUUCUGGGAAGGCAGCACCCGGGGACAUAUUGGAUGGUUUCCUGCAGAAUGCGUUGAAGAAGUUCAGUGUAAACCGAAUGAAAGCAAACCAGAAACACGAACAGAUAGAACAAAGAAACUGUUUAGACACUACACAGUUGGAUCCUAUGACAGCUUUGAUGCUUCAAGUGACUGCAUUAUAGAAGAAAAGGCAGUGGUCCUGCAGAAAAAAGACAAUGAAGGAUUUGGAUUUGUGCUCAGAGGGGCAAAAGCUGACACACCAAUUGAAGAAUUCACCCCAACUCCAGCCUUUCCUGCUUUGCAGUACUUGGAAUCUGUGGAUGAAGGGGGAGUAGCAUGGCAAGCUGGCCUGAGAACCGGGGACUUUUUGAUCGAGGUUAAUAAUGAGAAUGUCGUGAAAGUUGGCCACAGGCAGGUGGUGAAUAUGAUCCGACAAGGGGGCAAUCACCUAGUUCUAAAGGUUGUCACAGUAACAAGGAAUCUUGAUCCAGAUGACACAGCUAGAAAGAAAGCCCCACCACCUCCUAAGCGAGCUCCAACCACUGCACUGACCUUGCGGUCUAAGUCAAUGACCUCAGAGCUUGAAGAGCUUGUGGAUAAAGCUUCAGUACGGAAGAAGAAGGAUAUUGUCCCUUCACAUUUUGAAGGUUUGAAGAAGAGGAUUGUUUUUCGAGUCACACUAAAUAAGGUGGAUGAAAUAGUACCAGUUUCCAAGCCAUCAAGAAUUGCAGACAAUGCAACUGUGGAUUCAAGAGUGGCAACUAUUAAACAGCGGCCUUCUAGUAGAUGUUUUCCCUCAGCUACAGAUAUGAAUUCCAUGUAUGAGAGACAGGGUAUUGCUGUGAUGACGCCCACUGUACCAGGGAGUCCUCAAGGUCCUUUUCUGGGUAUACCUCGGGGUACAAUGAGAAGACAAAAAUCUAUAGGAAUAACAGAGGAAGAACGGCAGUUUUUGGCUCCUCCUAUGCUGAAGUUUACCAGAAGUCUUUCAAUGCCUGACACCUCUGAAGAUAUCCCUCCACCACCUCAGUCCUUACCCCCUUCACCACCACCACCUUCUCCCUCUCUGUACAACGCUCCCAAAUCCCCAACGUCACGGAGCUAUGGAACUAUCAAACCUCCAUUUAAUCAGAAUUCAGGUGCAAAAAUUUCUUUGGUUAGGCCUGAAAAUGUGGGAACAAUGAUAAGGGACAAAGGGAUCUAUUACAGACGAGAACUGGACCGCUACUCUCUGGACUCUGAGGACCUGUACAGUCGGAGUGCCACAGCUCAGGCAAAUUUCAGGAACAAGAGAGGUCAGAUGCCUGAAAACCCAUAUUCUGAGGUGGGGAAGAUUGCAAGCAAAGCAGUUUAUGUACCAGCCAAACCAGCAAGACGGAAGGGGAUGCUAGUUAAACAAUCCAACGUUGAAGAUAGUCCAGAAAAGACCUGCUCUAUUCCAAUCCCCACAAUUAUUGUGAAAGAGCCGUCCACCAGCAGCAGUGGGAAGAGCAGCCAAGGGAGCAGCAUGGAAAUCGACCCUCAGUCUUCAGAGCAACCUGGGCAACUCCGACCUGAUGACAGUUUAGGCGUCAGCAGUCCAUUUGCAGCAGCCAUUGCUGGAGCGGUGAGGGACAGGGAAAAGCGGCUGGAAGCGAGGCGUAAUUCUCCAGCCUUCCUCUCCACAGACCUAGGAGAUGAAGAUGUUGGACUAACACCACCAACACCACGUAUGAGGCAAUCUAAAUUUACUGAUGAAGCGAUGUUUAGUAGUGAAGAUGGCUUUAGGCAGCUUAUGUCACCAUCUCCGAUUCCCGCACCUAGAGAGCCUGAAAAUCUUUUUAAUAGCAGUGAACCCAGCAAUCAAAGUGAUGCAAGGACAUUAAAUGCUUCGUCCAAAACGAAAGGUACUGAAAACAGUACAGCGGCAGCUAAGUCCACGAAUGCAUCCACCUCCGAUAAUUACGUUCACCCAGUCACAGGAAAGCUGCUAGAUCCAAACUCACCGCUAGCCCUUGCUCUCUCUGCCAGGGACAGAGCCAUGAAAGAACAAACACAGCAGAUUCCAGGCAAAGUGGACACUGUUAAGGCAGACCUUAAUAAACCACUUUACAUCGAUACAAAGCUGAGACCCAAUAUUGAAACGACAUUUCCUGUUACUGCUACUGUCACUAGGCAAAAUACUCGUGGCCCACUACGAAGGCAGGAGACUGAGAACAAGUACGAAACAGAUGCAGGGAAAGAAAAGAAGGCUGAAGAGAAGAAAAACAUGUUGAUAAACAUUGUGGAUACUUCACAGCAGAAGUCAGCUGGCUUGUUAAUGGUUCAUACUGUGGACACGGCAAAGUCAGAUGAUACGCCUGAGGAUGAAGAGGAAAAGGGAGCUGAAAUGGAACCGAGCCCCGAAAACUCCCUGCCAGAGAGGCCAGAGGGGAGCGAGGAAGCUGAAAGUGAGCUGAAUGUGCCUGCUGUGCCUGAGCCACCGGCAUCUCCCUGCAAAACCAUUGUGGCAGCGAGCUCUGUCGACGACCCAGUCAUCUUGCCCUUCCGCAUCCCCCCGCCACCCUUAGCAUCAGUUGAUAUUGAUGAAGAAUUUAUUUUUACUGAGCCACUACCACCCCCCUUAGAGUUUGCCAACAGCUUUGACAUCCCUGAUGACCGCUCAGUGCCCGCUUCAGCUCUCACGGACUUGAUUAAGCAAAGGAAAAAUGGCACACCUUCACCUGCGCCAUUCGUCACCAGCCAGUCAACCAAUUCCUUAGACAGUAAAAAGCAAGUGGGUCUUUCAAACUGUUUGCCUGCCUCCUUUCUGCCACCCCCUGACAGCUUUGACAACGUCACUGACUCUGGGAUUGAGGAGGUAGACAGUCGGAGUAGUAGUGACCAUCACUUAGAGACAACCAGCACUAUCUCAACAGUGUCCAGCAUCUCUACCUUAUCCUCGGAAGGGUGCGAGAACGUGGAUACUUGUACAGUCUAUGCAGAUGGGCAAACAUUUCUGGUGGACAAACCCCCAGUACCUCCUAAGCCAAAAAUGAAGCCCAUAAUCAACAAAAGCAAUGCACUUUACAAGGAUGCGCUAAUUGAAGAAACUGUAGACAGCUUUGUUAUUCCUCCUCCCGCUCCACCCCCACCUCCCAUCAGUGCGCAGCCCAAUAUGGCAAAGGUUGUUCCCCAAAGGACAUCUAAGCUAUGGGGGGAUGUGACGGAGGUGAAAAGCCCAAUUCUCUCAGGCCCAAAGGCUAAUGUUAUUAGUGAAUUGAACUCAAUACUCCAGCAAAUGAACAGAGAGAAAUCCUCAAAGCCAGGGGAAGGAUUGGAGUCACCUACUGGAACAAAAACUGCAAGUCUCAGUACAAGGAGCACAGAAGUCAUGAGUACUGUCUCAGGUACACGAAGUACAACAAUCACUUUCACUGUCCGACCUGGAACCAGCCAGCCGAUCACACUGCAGAGCAGGUCCCCAGACUAUGACAGUAGGACCUCAGGAGCACGACAUGCUCCAAGCCCUGUGGUUUCACCAACAGAGAUUAAUAAAGACAUCAUGCCUGCUCCUCUGACUGCUUCUGCUUCAGCUUCAUCUCCUUCUCCAACUCUGUCCGAUGUAUUUAGCCUACCCAGCCAGCCCCCCUCUGGGGACUUAUUUGGCUUGACCACAGGGCGCAGCAGGUCUCCUUCUCCCUCAAUAUUACAACAGCCAAUCUCAAAUAAGCCUUUUACAACUAAGCCUGUCCACCUGUGGACUAAACCAGAUGUGGCAGAUUGGUUGGAAAGUCUAAACUUAGGUGAACAUAAAGAAACAUUUAUGGACAAUGAAAUAGAUGGCACUCAUUUACCAAAUCUACAAAAGGAAGAUCUGAUAGACCUUGGAGUGACUAGAGUUGGGCACAGAAUGAACAUAGAAAGAGCUUUGAAACAGCUGCUGGACAGAUAAGAAUAGCUAUUUUGCCUCACAAACUUCUGUUGAUAACUAGAGAUGGGCUGGUACUGAAAUACCCCAAAUGCCUUGUCUGUCUGCGAGUGCCAGCAAAAUUAGGGGGGAAAAAUAAAACAGUUUAAUUCCUGGUACUCAGGUAAUGCAGACUGUAUGUUACACACCCAAAUAUAAAUCUAAAUGUGUUGCACGAGUGGGGCCAUUUUAUUUCAAAGUUGUGGGGAGAUACGAGAGAGAGAGAGAGAGAGAAAAUUGUUAACUUCAAAAAUAUUACCAUCUAUUGAUACUGCCCUUCUGCUGGAACCAUUACAGACCAGUUUUCUUUUAACUUCAAAUUGCAAGCAUUUUUUUUUCCUUAAUUGAAAAGCACUUCUUGACAUUCAUUCAGUCUCCCAGCAGGCUUCCUUUCCCAAAGCUUAGUUUAUUUAAAGAGGACAGAUUGUUUCAUUACCAUUCAAAUCCAUUUUUGUUAGCAGAGGCACAAUAUUGAGACAGGUACAGGAGUUCGUAUAACUAAGUUUAGCUCUCCGAUUUGUUGGCAGAGAAGCUGGUUGUUCUGCUGGAAUUAGCUCAAAGGUAACCUUGCUCUGUUUUACCUGGUAUUUCUUUAUUUCUGCAGUUAUACUUAGCACUCUUCCAAGGUGGCAGAACAAGUUCAAUACAUGCUCCAUUAACGUGACCUGUAAGACGAUGCAGACAUUUCAUAAAAACUGAGAAGGAAUGCUCACUUAGAGGUACAACAAAAUGAAGCUAGUUUGAACCUGAGACCCCCAGUUUUCAACCAGCUAAACUACUGCUAAGUCGCAAUGUGAACUCUGCAAACCAGAAACAAAAAUUGGGUUUAUGUACAGCUGCAUCUUCAGGACUUCUUCACAGUCAGAUAUCAAAUACACUGAACCCUGAGUGAUACUGUCUAAUCCGGUGAGUGAUAAGUACUUAGCUAUUUUGAACAUCAGGCCAAGAAAGAUUAAGUAUAUGAACGUUCCCAUUGAAGUCAAUGAGAAGGUUGCCAGUAUUUUAAGUAAGAGAGGGAUUUCAAGCUGUUAGCAGAAAUAGAAAUAGUUUAUAUUAAAAAAAAAAAAAAAAAAAAAAAAGAACAAGGGGGGGAAAAAGAACAAACAAAAAAAGGAAAGCUAAUGCCAAGACAGACUGAGGUAUGUGGUGUCCCAGAGCAUAUGUGCUUAAGGGGCAAGGGAACUGGUAGGUAUCCGGUUUCUCAUUUUUAUUGCUAUUAACAACUAUGGGCUUCUGGACAAGAAGAGCAGAGUGAGCACCUCCCGGGGGGCUGAACGCUUCCCAUGGCCACCCGUGAUUGCUGUGCAGGUGGCAGUGAGCAUGCCCUGCUCCAGGCCAGAGCUGCCAGGAGACCUUGGCAGCAGGGGGAACACACACAUUUGGUCAGUCUGACUAUUUCAUUUUAUUUUUUUUUUUUAAGUUAACAAGUCUCUCUCUGCAUGUUUGACCUCCCCUUGUAAUUAACACCUCUAAAUAUCUGUGAGUUUUGUAGGUCUUUAUUAACGUAAUACUCAAGAUGUUCAAGGUGGAUAAAUUGUGUGUGGAUGGCUAGACUGCCUACCUACCAUACUUUCAGGUUCUCUUACAUUUUGCAAGAUACCUGAACUUUCUUUCCUUGAUAUGGUCCUUGAUAUGGUCCAGCCUAUCUCUAAUUUUUUUAUUGUAAUUAUUUUUGCUCACAAACAAGUGUCUAAUUAGGUCUGCAACAGCCCUAGUAUGAGUACAUAAAGUUUAGCAUUUUAAAUAUCUUUCUUUACUGCAAGUUUAAAUAGUUGUACAGAUAGUUUAUAAGCACAAUAUUUUAAGAAAAUAAGUGGCUGGUCUACUGGGCAGCCUUUGUGCCACUUCAGUGCUAGAAAGUGAAAAACAACAAAAAAAAAAACUUUUGUGGUUUAAUACUAUUUCUGUGGAAUAAUUAUAAAGUCUUGACCUUUUUAAAAUCAACCUCAUUUGGAUGCAUCUGAACCAGCAGAGCUGUGUUAUAUUUUCUAUCUUUGCUAGAACUUCUACAAAGGAGGAUGAAUAUUUCUUCAAAAGUGGUUAUAGUUACCAACGCAUUGGAUACUCAUAAAAAGCAACUUAUUUAGCCUCCUGCCCCCUUUACGGAACAACAAGUCCUUUGACUUAACAUCUGUUACUACGGUAUAUUUGUAUUUGAAAGCUCCAAGUAACCUUGUAAUAAAAACCAAGUGCUAAGGUGUUUUACUUCCAAAAGUACUGCAUUUUUCCAUAGGUGGUGUAGAAGAUGACAGUCUCAUUCAGAUAGUCAACACAGGCAACUUGAGGCCAUCAGAUACUUUCAGAAGUGUACAAAUGGUAAUUUAGCCAUCAUUGUCUUCCAUUUGGUGAUACGACAGAAUUCAGUAAAUAAACCACUAAUGCCAUGGUCUUUUCUUUUUUUUUGUUUUGUUUUGUUUUGUUUCUUUGGGUACAGUUGAUAUUACCUCUAUAAUAUGUGCCAGAAAAUACGUUAGAAAUUACAGUAGUAAAAACAAUGUAGAAGUUGACUUUGAAGCUGCUUUUUACUCACAACCUUAUUGUUGAAUUUCAGUUUAACGAGUGCUGACACACACGGUCAAUUACAGUUGGUGGUAAUCCCUUUCUAACACAGGUGUGUUUCUUGCUCGUCUAUCUUUUCAGGUACUGAAAGAAUAGGUACAAAAUCAUUAGCAGAAAAAGAGGUUUGAAACAUUAAAGAGCUAAUGAAAUAGUUUAUUUUUACAUUGUGUCUUACAAAGUAAACGUAACGAGACCUGAGAGGACCUCCUUUCACCAAUAAAAUGCACCUCUGCCAAGACGAAUCGGUCUCUAGCUCUGUUUGAUGAUUUUGCUACAGAAAGCAAUAGUAACAGAUACGACGUUGCCUCCGAGUACUUUCUUCAGUCUGGAAACGUUGGGGGGAGGAGAGAAGACCCAUUUAUUUCAUGCUUCUAUGAUAGUGAAAAACAAGUUGUUAGAGAUCUAUGAAAUACAUUAUGAUAUUCUGGGUUUUAGGAUCAACUUUUGUUUAUAUACUGUAAUUUAAAUAAAUUGCAUUUACAUGCCUAGUUUCUGUAAUAUUUGUGUAUACAAUACCAAAAUCUUACAAGAUGUAAAUUGUGUAUAACUGCACAGACUCCUUUCCCUAGGUGUCUGAGAACAUUUUCAGUUGAAUUCAUAUAUUAUAAAAUGACUAGAUGUGACUGUUGAUUUACAGAAUUUACAUAUCACAAAAGUUAAUUAUUUGUGGUACUUAAGUUAAUAAAAUAGUGAUUUUUUUCUCCGUUCUUAAAAAGCAUUACCCAGUUGAUCUGGCGAUGAUUAUGUGUAUGAGCCACAAAUAUUGAUAAUUUUUCCAUUACAUUUUUUCUUUUCUUUUCUAGAUAUUACUAUGUUUCUCGCUAUAGUUUGUGUAAGAACUUGUGUUCAUGUUAUCUAUGUUGCUGUAAUUUUUGUGCUUUAAUUCCUCUUAUUUCGACUAAUUAAAAGAUCAAGCUCCUGUAACUUGCACUUUUCCCCAAUCCUUAAUACUCUUGUAUGGCAACCAAAAUUACUGUAAGAAAUAAAUAUAAUAUUGCACUAA